GUUAAACAAAAUCAAACAUCUAUCGAAUCAAUAUUAAAUUCCAACAAAAUUCCCUAUACAUUUAUUGACGUUGCUGCUGAUCAAGAUCAAUUAAAUUAUAUGAAAAGAAAAAAUAGAGGUGUAAAAGAAUUACCCCAAAUUUUUGUCGAUGGCGAAUAUAAAGGA
Molecule: messenger RNA, 165 nt
Organism: Racocetra fulgida
Lineage: Eukaryota; Fungi; Glomeromycota; Glomeromycetes; Diversisporales; Gigasporaceae
Source: the annotation of a GenBank genome assembly